Andrographis paniculata is the source of this 1352-nucleotide messenger RNA. RefSeq lists its product as uncharacterized. Gene Ontology annotation, molecular function: protein kinase inhibitor activity; double-stranded RNA binding; protein kinase binding. Gene Ontology annotation, cellular component: nucleolus. Lineage: Eukaryota; Viridiplantae; Streptophyta; Magnoliopsida; Lamiales; Acanthaceae. The coding region runs from base 505 to 1026 and encodes 173 amino acids. Gene Ontology annotation, biological process: negative regulation of protein kinase activity. The transcript has 3 exons. The record is from RefSeq and is a predicted model, not a curated record.
CAUUGCUCUAGACAGCCGCCGCCUGCACACAUCUUCCUCUUUCGUCUUCUUUCUAGCACCGAGACCACAGAACCAGCUCCAGCCCAACCCUGCCUCCAUAUCAAUAGACGGUGGAAUUUCAGAAUUGUAGCAGCGGCGAGAUUUCGCCAAAUUUGUCUUCUCGCUCUAGAUUAGUUUUGUUUCUCCUCUUCCCCUUCCCUCUCUCUAGCCGAGUCGAACUCCCAGUUUAAGGGUUUCGGAUUUUGAAUUUUGACCAGAUACAUUUAUGAGAAGCGAGAUGCGUAGUCUUUUCUGGAGGAGGCUAUGUACAUUUACAAGUGCGUUGACGUAAUCUACUGCGUGAUUUUUGUUGGUUUUUCCGGUGGUGGAAUACAAUCUCAAUGUACGGCAGUUUCCAAUAAGUUGUUUGAUUCUUGAUCCCCAAAUCAAUUCCCCUAAAUUGUCCGAUUUGAUUUCGAGAAUUCAAACCGUAGAAUUAAGGUAUUCACAAUAGAUUUGUGAAUAAUGUCGUCUUCGUCGGGAAGAUCGAGGUCCGUCGCCGAAGGGGAAUUGCAGUUAGUUCCUGCGGCGGAAAGGACCCCUGCAGCUCUACCGCCUCGUCCGCCGGCAUCCACUGCUCUGGUAGAAUACACGCCGCCCGCCGCCAACCCCGAGGACGAAGACCUCGAAGUCAAGCUCAGACGGAUUAACGAGUGCGUCCCUGUUCGUGUCAGCAACACCUCCGGCAGUUCCGCCGGCUCGGGCUCCGGCGAUUUCCAUCAGUAUCGGCAAAUGAGACGUAAAGAACAAGAUCGACUUGCAAGGAUGGAUGCGGAUUUCCAGAAAAGAAAGGAGCUGGCUGAGUUUGCUCAGCGUAGGGAAGAAAGGUUGAAGGCUGCUGAGGAGCGUACAGCCAAGAAGCGUCUGAAACGACAGAAGAAGAAACAGAGGAAAAAGGAAAAAAGGAGUAAACCAGACAAUGCCGGAGCUGAGCAUAACAAAGAACAACAACAAUCUUCCGACGACGAUGAUGAAUCUGACAAUUAGAGAUAAGCCGUCGCCGGUCGACACCGCCGCCAUCAUUGUGUUCGCCUUGUCAAAACUGGCCGAUGUUAGGAAGUCCCGUGGCCAUCUGCGGCGCGUGAGGAACAUGUGCCACUAGUCUCGCCGACCGCGUCGGAGCUUAGCCGCACGAGGUGGCGCGUCCAGCGUCCUCCGGAGGUUGUUUUCCGGCAUCCAGUGUCUGUCUUCCGGCGCCACCUUUUGGCAAGGAAUGCACAUGCGUAGACUCUCUAUCAUCAUAUUGGAUUUGUCAAGUUUAAUUAUGUUCUUACUCAAAUUUUAUCUAACAAAAUUUAAAUAUAGUUAAGGGA